AUGCCGGUGCUGCGUGGUAAAUCGCAGAAAGGCCGGGGAGGAGCGGCGGCGGCAGCAGCAGCAGCAACACCGGAGCCACAAAAGAAACAGAAGAGGCAAAAGACGCAGAAGAAGAAUCCAGUGGAAGUGGUAGAGCCGAUUGCGACGAGGACAAGGAGAAGGCGGGCAGCAGCUGAGGCGGCAUUGGCAUCGCCUAAAAGUAACGAUAAGGAACAGAAAACGGGCAAUGAGAGGGUAGUAGUGGGUGUGGGUCGUAUUGUCUCGGGGGCGGUGAAAGAGGAGGAGGAUAAAAGGGAUUUAGAGGUUGGUGGAGAAAAGAAGCGGAUGGACGUGUUAGAUAGUGGUGGCAAAAGUAAUGAUAAGCCACUUCCUGCCGGCGGUGAAGAUGAGGGAACCACUUCUCCUAUUCCCGACCAGGUUCAGGUUGAGGAUUCCCCAGUGUACAAAGUAGAAAGAAAGUUGGGAAAGGGUGGCUUUGGUCAAGUCUAUGUUGGCCAACGUGUUUCUGCUGUAAAUACAAAUGAUAAAGCUGGUGCAGGAGCUGUAGAGGUGGCACUAAAAUUCGAGCAUAGAAGUAGUAAAGGAUGUAAUUAUGGACCACCGCAUGAGUGGCAAGUUUAUGACACUCUUGGUGGCAGUCAUGGUGUACCACUAGUACACUAUAAGGGUCGGCAAGGUGACUAUUAUGUCAUGGUUAUGGAUAUGUUGGGUCCAAGCCUGUGGGAUGUUUGGAAUAACAAUAUCAACUCGAACCUAAUGUCAACUGAAAUGGUUGCAUGUAUUGCCAUUGAAGCUAUGUCCAUAUUGGAAAAGAUGCACUCCAGAGGUUAUGUCCAUGGAGAUGUAAAGCCUGAGAAUUUUCUGCUCGGUCCUCCAGGAACUCCUGAUGAGAACAAAUUAUUUCUUGUUGAUCUUGGAUUGGCUACUAGAUGGCAAGAUAGUUCAACUGGGUUGCAUGUUGAGUAUGACCAAAAGCCAGAUGUUUUCAGGGGAACAGUCCGUUAUGCUAGUGUGCAUGCCCAUUUAGGGAGAACUGGCAGCAGGAGGGAUGAUUUGGAAUCGCUUGCUUACACUCUUAUUUUUCUUCUCCGUGGUCGUUUACCUUGGCAAGGGUACCAGGGAGAAAACAAGGGGUUUGUCGUUUGCAAGAAGAAGAUGGCAACAACCUCAGAAGCGCUCUGUUGCUUCUGUCCACAACCUUUCAAACAGUUCAUUGAAUAUGUCGUGAACUUAAAGUUUGAUGAAGAACCUAAUUAUGCAAAAUGCAUUUCCCUCUUUGAUGGAGUUGUUGGUACAAAUCCAGAUAUGAGGCCACUUAACACAGAAGGUGCUCAGAAGCUUAUUUAUCAGAUUGGUCACAAGAGAGGCCGGUUGGCUAUGGAGGAGGAAGAUGAUGAACAACCAAAGAAGAAGGUUCGUAUGGGCAUGCCAGCAACGCAAUGGAUUAGUGUGUACAAUGCACGCAGACCAAUGAAACAAAGGUAUCACUAUAAUGUGGCUGAUGCAAGGCUUGGCCAGCACAUCGAAAAAGGAAACGAGGAUGGCUUAUUUAUUAGCUGUGUAGCUUCAUGUCAAAAUCUAUGGGCCAUUAUUAUGGACGCUGGUACAAAUUACUCUGCACAAGUCUAUGAGCUCUCACCAUUUUUUCUUCGUAAGGAAUGGAUAAUGGAGCAUUGGGAAAAGAAUUAUUAUAUCAGUGCCAUAGCUGGUGCCAAUAAUGGAAGCUCAUUAAUAGUAAUGUCUAAAGGUACUAGUUAUAUGCAGCAGUCUUAUAAAGUUAGUGAUUCAUUUCCUUAUAAAUGGAUUAAUAAAAAAUGGAAGGAGGGCUUUUAUGUCACUGCGAUGGCCACCUCAGGGAGUAGAUGGGGAAUUGUAAUGUCCCGUGGUGCAGGAUUUGCAAAGCAGGUGGUCGAACUUGAUUUCCUUUAUCCUAGUGAAGGCAUACAUCGAAGGUGGGAUUCUGGAUAUCGUAUCACGGCAACUGCAGCUACUUGGGACCAGGCGGCUUUUGUUCUAAGUGUGCCGAAAAGGAAACCUACAGAUGAAACCCAAGAGACCCUUCGAACCUCUGCUUUUCCUAGCACUCAUGUUAAGGAGAAAUGGGCAAAAAAUCUAUAUAUCGCGUCUAUGUGUUAUGGAAGAACGACAUCAUGA
Molecule: messenger RNA, 2154 nt
Organism: Dovyalis caffra
Lineage: Eukaryota; Viridiplantae; Streptophyta; Magnoliopsida; Malpighiales; Salicaceae
Source: the annotation of a GenBank genome assembly